GUGUGUGUGUGGAGUGUAAGUGGAGGGGGAAAAUCGCCAGCGUGCUCGGGCUCAAGUUCGCACCACCGUUUUGAAGUUAAACACGUUUUCACCAUAGCGUACCGUAAACGAAACAACUGCGUUUACUCGUGAAUAUUUUCCACGUGCUGUGUCAAUCAGUUUCCUAAAACUCUGGAAAAAUGGCGGAAUUCGUGGAGAAGCGAUGCCAGGACAUGAUCCCCGAAUUGGAGCAGAUGGAGAGGAUUAAGCUCUUUGAUAAAAAUGAGAUUCGAAACAUCGCUAAGAAACUCAAGGAAUACGAAUAUAAAAUUCAACGACAUACGAAAUGCAAAGAGGAUUAUCUUCGAUACAUACAGUAUCUAAUGGAUCUGCUGAAGCUGAUCAAGCAACGGAGAGAUAAAUAUGGUAAUACUCAGAAAAAAUCAGAUAUUGAUUUUGCUAUAACUAACAAGAUAAAUAAUUUAUACAAAGAGGCAAUAUCUAAAUUUCAAGAUGAUAUUAGGUUUUGGCUUGCUUAUAUGAAAUUCUGUAAGCAUAUGCGUUUUCACAGCAGUGUCACACAUAUGUUAGGUAGGAUGCUGCAGAUACAUAGAGACAAGCCGAAAUGUUGGCACAUAGCAGCGUGUUGGGAAUUGGAGGAGAACGAUAAUAAACAAAGUGCACGACAAUAUCUCCUUAGAGGUUUACAAAUUCACCCUGAUUCUCAAUUAUUAUAUAUUGAUGCUUUUAAACUUGAAUUGAAUGAUCGCUUAACCACACCUCCUAACAAUGCUGAAAAUAGUGAAAGUCAGGAAAAUAGCUCUGCAUCACCAAUGGACGAUGUGACGAGUGAAAUGCCAAUUCCAUUGAAAACCGCAUAUUUCAUAUAUCAACAGGCUUUUGAAUACAUCAAAGAUAUUAAAUUUAUAAUAGAGUUACUUGAUAUCACAAAGGAGUACAAAGAUACCGAGAAACUACAGAAAAAAAUCAUUUGUGAUAUGAUUCGAGAGUAUACUCAUGAACCCUUAAUGUGGGACACCAUGGCACGUCGUGAAUUACAAGGAUUAGUACAGCCAGGCCUCAGUGACACCCCAAUGGAAGUAGAGAAUGCCAAACAGACUUCAUUAAGAGAUCGCAUCACAUCUUGUAAUGAAGUCUACCAGACAGCCGUAAAAAAAAUCAAAACUGAGGAAAUGUGGUCGCUUUACAUUGAUUGCUUAUUGAAAAUCAAUAAUGAUUUACGAUCAUUGCCGAAUUUCAAAAGGAAACUCUUGAAGACUGCUUUGAUGCAGGCUCAUCAAGCGAAAAAAUUAAACGAAAAAUAUUACUUAUCUUGGAUUGAUUUAUUAACUGUCGACAAGGAACAUGACGAGAGCGCGCGAAAAAAACUGAAGGAAAUAUUGCGCGAAGCCACCGAUGCAUUACCAAACAGCCUCGCUGUUUGGCAUAUGCGACUUAGUUAUUUAUUACAGCAUGACCAGGAGAAAGAAGCGUACGCUUUAUAUCCAAAAGUGACGCAAUUAUUAGGUGAGAAAGCGGUACCCUUAUGGAAAAUGCGAAUUUUUCAUGCUCGGAUAAGAAGCUCAGACGAAGUCGAAGAGAGCUUCCAGGCAGCUCUAAAAUAUCCGCUGAUCGCCAGAGAUAUUAAGCCUGAAUGGCUAGAAUGGCUUGUCUUAACGGAAGGCAUUCGUGCGGCCCGCAAGGCAUACGAUAGUCUUUGCCUGCAACCACCUACUACAUUAGAGUUUCACAAGAAGAUGGCCAUGCUAGAACUCAUACAACCGGAAGUUUCGCUGAAGUACAUGCGACGACCUUACGACAUGGCGAUUUUGCAAUUUGGAACUAAUAGUACGUCUGUCUGGUUAGAUUAUAUAAAGUUUGAGAUGAAACAUGGAGAUCCGAAAAAUGUCAGUAGCCUACACGAGCGAGCAGUCAAAAUGUUAGAUCAUAGUUUAAUAAGUUCCUUCAUAGAGGAUUAUAGCUUAAUCGUAGCAAAUCCUGAUACCAUAAAGUGAUGCUGAUCAUGAGCAGCAAUCUUAGCAGAUUUUGUUAUUGCAUUUUUAACGAUUCAACUGUAUCCAGACUUUGACGCAUUGUAUAUAAUCAAAUGUAUAUAUAACUGUUCUAUACAAUUAUUACAUUUAUAUAUAAUUACAUAUAAACAUUUUCCAUGUUAAAUUUCACUUACUACUACAAAAUAAAUGCAAAAAUGAUCUUUUUAA
Molecule: messenger RNA, 2201 nt
Organism: Pogonomyrmex barbatus (red harvester ant)
Lineage: Eukaryota; Metazoa; Arthropoda; Insecta; Hymenoptera; Formicidae
Product: U3 small nucleolar RNA-associated protein 6 homolog
Biological process (GO): maturation of SSU-rRNA from tricistronic rRNA transcript (SSU-rRNA, 5.8S rRNA, LSU-rRNA)
Cellular component (GO): Pwp2p-containing subcomplex of 90S preribosome; small-subunit processome
Molecular function (GO): protein binding; snoRNA binding
Source: RefSeq, a predicted model, not a curated record